Messenger RNA from Moesziomyces antarcticus, 4755 nucleotides. Its product is annotated as p-loop containing nucleoside triphosphate hydrolase protein. The record is from RefSeq and is a predicted model, not a curated record. The transcript has a single exon. Gene Ontology annotation, cellular component: membrane. NCBI's taxonomy places the organism in Eukaryota, Fungi, Basidiomycota, Ustilaginomycetes, Ustilaginales, Ustilaginaceae. Bases 1 to 4755 code for a protein of 1584 amino acids. Gene Ontology annotation, biological process: transmembrane transport. Gene Ontology annotation, molecular function: ABC-type transporter activity; ATP binding; ATP hydrolysis activity.
AUGACCUACACCGCCUUCUGCGGCGAUGACGGCCGCUUCGGCCCUGUCUCAACCUGCAGGGCCUUCGACUUUACGCUUCGAUUCGAGAGCAGCAUCCUGUCGUUGCUUCCCAACGCCCUCUUCGCCAGCAUCGCUCUUGGCCUCAUCCUGUACACCUUGCUCUCGCGCAGGAGAUAUGUACAGCUCUCUGCUGUCCGUCCUGCCUGCGUUCAGCAUCGCGAUGGCGGCGGCAUCCUCCUCGCGCUUCUCCAUGUCGCGCUUGUGGUCACACUCCUCAGCCUGGCUUCGCAGAAUCUGCACGAACAAGGCACUCUCCUCGUGCCAUCCCUAGCUCUAGAGACCCUGUCGGCCUUGAUCAUCGUCUGCACGUUGGCGUUCCAUCGGCCCGCACGUGCUACGCCAAUCGUCACCUUGCUCAGUGCCUUCCUCCUGUUCAGCUCGCUCUUCGCUGCGGUGCAGCUGCGCACCUUCUACUUUGUCACGGCGGCACGUCGAUCUGCAUUUCUGCCCAUCUUUGCGGCCGACUUCGGAACCAGGUGGCUGCUAUUCCUCACGCUAUCAACCAAACCCUUCGAUCCACGAAAGACAUCCGAGGAGCGAGCGAGCUUCGUCUCGAAGAUCUUCUUCAUCUACUUGCUGCCCUCGCUCUGGCGAGGAGCCAUGAAGCCGAUCGAGCUUGACAAUGUCGAGCCGCUCGCCGACUCGUAUGCGUCUCGCACUCUCGAGGCCGAGCUGUACCGUCAAUGGCACGCCAGCGCGGGAGACCCGUCGAGCCUGGGCUCCUCCGAGAAUGAGGCUCACGGAGACUUGGCGUACAUGGAUGCAGAAGUCAAGUCAAGCCACAGCCUUUCUGCCAUCGAGCUGGCCAGUCGUGGCUCUGCUGGCGCAACUUCGGGUCCAGCCCGCUUAUCGUUCUUGCCGCGACAUCCUUCGAUGCAGCCCAAGCUUGUCCAUGCAUCGCUUCGCGCCUUUGCGGGUGUUCUGUUCAGCCCUCUGCCAUCCAAGGCGCUGUACACCGUCAUGGUCCUCCUCCAGCCGCUUCUUGUACAAGAGACGCUCGACUUCAUCAGCUCUUACUCUGACCCAGCUAAGGAGCCCAAACCAGCAGCGUACGGAUAUGGCAUCGCGGGGGCGUUCUUCCUUCUCUUCUUGCUGCUCGCACUGUCCCAGGGGCAUUUUACCUUUUCCAUCUACAAGACGACGUGUAAGCUGCGCGGUGCACUCGUGCAGGCAGUGUACGACAAGACGCUCGUGCUCUCGGUCGAUGCACUUCAGGACACGGACACGCCUUCGCCCACUGUGAUGCAGUCGGUCGACAUCGAGCGCAUCGUCGGAGGUCUCGAUCCGUUCCACGAAAUCUGGAGCGCCGUGGUGAUCAUCAUCGUGGCUCUCUAUUUGCUCUGGCAGCAGAUCGGUCCAGCUCUGGUGGCGACGAUCGUUGCUCUGGCUGCGCUAUUUGCUUCGAUCCCACUCAUGACCAAGGACGCCAAAGUGAAUCAAGAAAGGUGGAGCAAGCUGACCGAUGAGCGCACGAGCCUCACCUCGGCCGCCAUCAAUGCCAUCAAGGCGGUCAAACAGUCUGCGCUCGAGGGCUUCCUGAUCGCCAAGCUCGUCAACAUCCGUAAACGUGAAGUCAAGGCGCUCGUCAGCUACGUGGCGAACCUGCUCUGGAUCUCGCUGCUCGGAAAUGUCGCUGGCGACAUUCUUCUGCUAGCCACCAUCACGACGUUCGCCGUGAUCUCGGCUUUGCACCACAACGAAACGCGGUAUCCUUUCAAUACGACCACGGUCUUCACUACGAUCACCAUCAUCCGUAUCAUCGAACGGCCGUUGUUCAUCAUCGGCCGAAGGUAUGCGAGUGUCAUCUCGGCGGUCACCUCGCUCAAGCGGCUGCAGACAUUCUUGCUGCUUCCCGAGCAGACGCCAGGCGAGACUGCUACGACGUGGUCCCCUCCCACGGAGAAGGUCGCGCUAGCAGCUUCCGCCGCAGCCGUGUUCGAAGGCGCGUCGCUUGCCUGGAAGACAAAGGCGUCCGCACAUCCUACCUCGAUCUCGGGUCCGGAAACAGAGACAAACAGCGUCGAGUCCUCAGAGGAUGCUCAGACUGGCAGCAAAGCGGCUCGCGAAGGACCGGUGCUGUCCGACUUGACGCUGACUCUGCCGCGUGGCAAGCUCAGCGUGCUCGUUGGCGAAGUUGGCACCGGCAAAACAUCGCUGCUUUGUGCGCUGAUGGGCGAGCUGUCUGUCGUCGAGGGCACGGUAACGCUGCCUCUGCGUGCGGAGCCGGUGGCCUAUGUGAGCCAGGAUCCCUGGACGCAAGGCGAGCGCAGCAUCAAAGAGAACGUCGUCUUCUACCGACCCUUCGAUGAAGAUCGAUACCAACAGGCGCUGCUUGCUUGCGGGCUAGUCGUCGAUGUGCAGCAGCUGCCCAAAGGCGACGGUACGCUUGCCAAGCAUCUGAGCGGAGGACAAAAGCAACGUGUGGCGCUCUGCCGCGCUGUGUAUGCCGAUGCUCCCACGUGUAUUUUGGACGACGUACUGUCUGCUGUCGAUGCCACCACCGCAGCAAGCAUCAAUCUCGCACUGUUCUCGCGACAGACUGGCUUGCUACGCGGCAAGACGAUCGUCAUGGUGACGAACUCGGUGCAGCAGAUGCAGCUUGCCGAUCACAUUGUGCAGAUGGCUGGCAACGGUUGUGCCAAGAUGCUGCACGGCGAGGUUCAGACGGUGCUGCAGCUAGCCGACACGAUUGAUUCGGUGCGUCGCAAGUCGGAAGAGGUGCAGGAUGACGAGGGCCCCAAUGGCGAGAGUUCUGCGGCUGCUGAGAUCCGAGCGGCGGCGGCAAAGGAGCGCAAGAUGCUCGAGAUGGAAGAAGAGCAGGAGGAGGUGAUGACGGGUCGCAUCAAGUUUUCCGUGCUCAAGCGCUACUUCGGCGCGGCUGGCUGGUGGGUGUCGCUGUCGUAUCCGCUUGCGCUGACGAUCCAAACGGGCGCUGCCAACGGCCAGCUCCUCUGGCUGCAGGCGUGGGCGCAAGACAUUUCUCCCGCCACGCUGCGAGGCUCGAUUGCUCUUCACGUGGGUAUUCUUGCGCUCUUGGCAUUUCUGCGAUUCACUAUGUACGGCGGAUCGCUGGUGAUCUACCUCAAGGCAUUCUGCCCUCGGAUCUCGCUCAAGCUGCAUCACGACGAGCUGGUGGGCCUUCUGCGAUCGGGCGCCGAGUGCUUCCUCAACCUGAAUCCCGGUCGGAUGAUCAAUCGGUUCACGCAGGACAUCUAUUCGCUCGACUUUCAGAUCUGCGCAUACGUGGUCAACGUAUACUUUUUCAUCAUCGAGGUGGGCUUUAGCAUCGUGCUGAUGGCGCUGCCUGCGCCGUUUUUGCUGGGAGUGGUGGCUGCGAUGGCGGUGCUGUACUAUGGCAUCUAUGCGCUGUACAGCCCUUCUUCGCGACAGCUGCGUCGGCUGGAGAUGGCGACCAAGAGCCCGCUGCACGCGCAAUUCAAGGACACGGCGGAUCUGCAGGGCCUGAUGACGAUCCGGGCGCUGGGCAUGCAGCGGUUCUUCUCGGAUGCGACGUCGACGCUGCUCGACACGUCGCAGCGGCCGUACUACUCGCUGUGGACGGUCCGCGUGUGGCUGCAAACGUGGCUGAAUCUGCUGGCCAUGGUGCUCAACACGGCGCUGGUGCUGAUCGCGGUGAGUCUGCGACACAAGUCGAACGCAGGACUUUUGGGCGUGGCGCUCAUCCAGGCGAUCUCGAUCUCGAGCGAUCUCAACGGGCUGAUGAGUGCGUGGACGGAGCUGGAGAUCGGUAUGGUGGCGCUGGAGCGCAUCGAGCAGGUGAUCACCAUCGCUGCGGAUCCCAAGGACGACCGCAACAAGCUUCGAGAGAUGGCGAGUGUCAAACGAGGUCAGGCUUCGGGAGGGGCUGACCGGGCGGUGCCUGCCGUCAGCGUGCGCUUUGAGAACGUCACUGUGGGCUACGGUGGCAGUGAUGGGCCGAUGUCAUUGCGCGGGGUCAGCUUCUCACUCCAGCCAGGCGAGCGGCUCGGGGUGUGCGGCCGCAGCGGUUCGGGCAAGAGCACCAUGUUAUUGUCGCUGUUGCGCAUCCUGGAGCCUGCGGCGGGCCGCAUCUUGGUGGACGAGGCGGACGUGGCGACGAUGACGGGCGACUCGGUGCGUCGCAACAUCUCGUACAUCCCGCAGGAGCCGAUGAUGCUGCCAUCGCUGACGGUGCGCGAAAACCUCGACCCAGAGGGCGAGCACACGGACGACGAAGCGUACUGGAACGUGCUGCGGCAGACAUCGAUGUACGGGGCGAUCUCCCAGCUGGACAAGGGCCUGGACGAGACGAUGGACCUGCAGUCGCUGAGCAUGGGCCAGAAGCAGCUUCUGAAUGUGGCGCGUGCGCUGCUCAAGCGGCGCGGGCUGCUUGUGAUGGACGAGGCGACGUCGAAUCUCGACGCCGAGACAGACGCUCAGAUCCAACUCGCACUCGCUAGCUUGGCUUCCGGCGAGACACAGUCUCGCGCUGCGGCGAAGAAGGCCGUUCGGGCCAACGAACCCGAUGGGUCGGUGGCGGGGAGACCGACGACAAUCACGAUCGCGCACAGGUUGUCGACGAUCAUGGACUACGACAAGAUUCUGGUGCUGGGCAACGGGGAGGUGCUCGAGUUUGGCAACCCGUCGGAACUGCUGCAGCGCGAGCAUGGCGAGUUCCGAGCCAUGGUCGAGGAGCAGAACAAGAACGUUGCGUAG